AAAGCAUCCGAAAGCCCAAGGCCCAAGAAGGUCCUUCAAGCCAUGGCCUUCUUGAGCCAAGCCACGCUGAGUCUGGACUUGGCCGAUGAGAUCACCAAGCACGCGGUGAACGUCUGCAAGUCACAGGGAUUCAAGCCGAUCUCCAUCUGUGUGCUGGACAAUGCUGGAGCGGUGAUCGUGCAGAAGAGGAUGGACGGCUGCCCUGCGGGCGCCUUCGACUCCUUCGCGCUGGCCAAGGCCCGGACUUGCGCGCGGCUCCACAUGUCCUCCAGGGCCUUCCGCAGCAAAUACUCGGACAGCAACCCCGAGAAGUUUGUGCAGGGCAUUUCCAUGAUUUCCAUCGUGGACGAUGGCCUCGCGCCCUUCCCCGGGGGCGUUUUGAUCCGAGACCACUCGUCUGGUGCGGUGCUGGGCGCGGUGGGCGUGUCCGGGGCGGCUGGGGACGAGGACGAGUACGUGGCCCUCAUGGGAGUGAAAGGCUGCGCAGCACUGGCCAGCGCGACCACUGAGCCGGCAGAGCACUCCUGCACCACCCUGAAGAAAGAGUGGUACGGCUGAGCGACGACAGAUCCCUCCCAACCAUGUCGCCCCCCCCAAAAGCCAAUGAACGGCUUGGCCCGGGUGUGGCCUGAUUUGAAAGACCUCCCCAAACUUUAGGGCCUCAUUUGGCCUUGGGUGUCCUUGUUUUGCUGUAUGUUGCCUGAUGUUGCCUUUUGUGCGGGGGUCUCGGCCGUAUUUUCCUGCAACGGCCCGAGCAAGAAGUGGAAACACGCUUAAGCAUUUCUUGAACACAGACGAAAUCCGGCGUUUCCAAUUCCGAAAUUGGAAUUGGACCCAACAAUUGGCUCGACCUUUUUCCUCGAG
This is a messenger RNA of Effrenium voratum, 864 nucleotides long. The record is from the annotation of a GenBank genome assembly. NCBI's taxonomy places the organism in Eukaryota, Dinophyceae, Suessiales, Symbiodiniaceae.